Messenger RNA from Cadophora gregata, 6527 nucleotides. RefSeq lists its product as uncharacterized. NCBI's taxonomy places the organism in Eukaryota, Fungi, Ascomycota, Leotiomycetes, Helotiales, Ploettnerulaceae. The record is from RefSeq and is a predicted model, not a curated record. Gene Ontology annotation, biological process: regulation of transcription by RNA polymerase II; nucleosome organization. Gene Ontology annotation, molecular function: histone binding; ATP-dependent chromatin remodeler activity; ATP hydrolysis activity. The transcript is spliced from 5 exons. Bases 2415 to 6101 code for a protein of 1228 amino acids. Gene Ontology annotation, cellular component: nucleus; chromatin.
AUUUUAGAGCUGCUAUUUUUACAGUAUUUGCAAAGACAUUUUUCUAAUUGAAACGUUGUACCCUAUUUGUAAUGCGCUGAACCUAAGGUAGGUAUUGACUUUGGGGUACUGCACGUGCCUGAAACGGCCAUUCUCCUCGACCCGAUAGGCUGGACAGUCCCCCCAACUGCUGAAAAUGCCCUUUGCCAGGGUACAGCGCUGAAGCGAAGCGCUAAGGCUGCCAAGACGAAAAACGAUUCAAAUUUCAGCGUUCUUCGCUCAAUGACAGGUUUCGCUACAGGCCUCCCUCUUAAAAGUGUGCUUGAUACGGCAGUUGAGGGGAUAACCACGAGUCUCUAUGAGAGCAUAGAAUCGCUCUCUGGAACCCUAAGCUAAGUGAACAAAUAUGCCAGAAUAGUAUUGUGUUCGUUGUCCUGGGUGUUAGAGGGGUCCUAACAAGAGAUGAGGCUACCCCUAGCUAGGUAAGACAUGCGGGGGGAAGGGAGACCUGAUGGAUAAACCAGACCUGUGCCUUGGGCGUUCUUGCAACACUGUUGUUUCCGCGACCUUCUCCGAUGACGUUUGAAAUCAAUGUGAAAUUUGACAAUUUUGUAUAUGAUAACAAGUCAGGUAUCCUUAAUUGUCAAACGUCUUAGGCAAGGACCAUUCUCUAGGAUACCAAAUGAACCAAUUUGGGCAUACAUCAUGGCUUUACGAAAAGAUGUAUAACUCGCCAAUGAUGAAGGCGAAACGGAGGUUUGCAAUACUAAGUACAUUGGGAGCAGCUGUAUCUAUCUGUCAACCAACCAAUAAGGACAUACAUUGUCACUGAUCGGGUUCGGGUUAAGGCCAAGGUCGCAUUCGAAUCUCAAAGCAGCCCGGGGAUUGAAGAUACGAAGCGCCUAUUCCCCUUCUUUACAUGGUGGAUUUACACUGUUUCUGGUGAUAAUGGCCUCUGGCUCCUUGGCUCACCGCUUCUGAACAUUAGCUUAAGUAUACAUGUGUCGCAAGCCCCAAAGGCGCCGUUGAUACAUAAUGAAUCAUGACUGUGUGCAGGGGUAUAAAUCCGUCGCUAUGCUCCUGUAAUGCUCCCAUCUUUAAAAUCCGCUUGACUGAGAAAUAACAGCUCUGAUGGGUAUUGAGUUCUAGGAAGAAGAAGGGCCUGCUUCAUGCAAACCGUCCACGCUUUCCACCCCCACCAAAACCGUCUCUCCCUUGCCCCAAAUUCCCGAUAUCGAAGAACUCCCCAAAAUUGAUCUUUCUCUUCUGGCCACCCCCCCUACCAGUGGUACCAUUGGGCCGAUUACCGAUUCGAGUGUGGUUGUUGUGCCGUGUUCGCGGUGGCCGAGAGACGCCAAGACCCGACAAUACCGUGUUUGAGGUAUGUGAGGCAACUGACCCAUCGUGAUUAGGAACGCGAGUGUUGUCUGAAAUGUCAAGGCCUGACAGUAUUAUGUCUGCAUCUUGCGGAUAGGGAUGGGCAGAUCGGAAUGUAAAAGUUGCUUGUGAAGGUGUGGAGUUAGGCGCCGAGUCCACACUGUGCGAGACGAUGGUUGGUGGGGCAGAUUCUGUUCGCAUCGGAGAAACUGCUCUAAUCGGAUUUGAUGUCGUGGGAAUACGGCUCGAGCUUUGUGAUCUUUGAAUAGUUGGGGAUGAACCGCGCUCUGCCUUGUCAGAAGCUUCAUCAUCGCUCUCGAUAUUUGGAGUUACAGAAUCCCUGCCAUCCAAUCGUUCGGUAGCCCAUCUUCGGACCCUCCAACCCUCCCCAUCACUCAGCCCAAUGUCUUCCUUAUCAAGAAACGUCAGGAGCUCGUCCAGAGCAUCUUGAUACCCCUCAGCUCGAGCCCUCCCUUGAUCGACGGCAGCGCUUUUGUAGAGAUUGGUGACAGACAGGGCCGCGGCUUUGAAGGCAGUGAGGAGCUGCUCGGGCGGGUCCUGGUGCUUGGAUGUAAUCGAGGCAGCGGCUGUUAUAGGUGUUGCACGCGGGAGAGAAGUGUCCAGGCUUCUCAUAGAGUCCAUGAUUGCGAUGCAGUCGUGCUGCUGUUUUUGGUUAAGGUGGGUUCGGCUGGGUUAAGUCGAGGUCGGGGGUAGGCAAAGCAGGUAAGAGAGUGAGCUCAGCGAAGUUCGGCAGGCUGUAGAGUCAUUGAAUAAAAGACUGACGAGUGGCGCCGCUAAAGAGCCUCGAGUGGUGAUGCUGGAGUAGGUAGGCAGCGAGAAACAGAAAUCUCUGGAAUAGAGGAUGGAGUGGAGUGGAGUGGGGUGGAGUGACUGGAGUGGAGUCCGCGGCGGUGGACAGGCAAUGGAAUGAAAAUGCAGGUGGGUUUGAUACUGACGAUGCAUGUCCUGACUUUGCUGCCUGGCUGCACCGUUCUCCCGGCAGUUAAGAUAUUCCGCUCCUCGCCGCUCCGCGCGCUACGCUCCGCUCCUAAAACUGAAUGUCCUUCUUCGGAUCGGUAUUAUUAUAUUCCGCAAGUUUGUGGGCGCGGUGCUCAAGCCAAAAUUCCGCUCACCAGCCUAAGACAGGGCGCUGUCGCCCUCAAUCACUCCAUCGUAGACGCGUCGACGGGAUACUUAUUUCAUUUCCUUCUAAACACGCGCUUCUUCUCAAAAGUCCAACUUGUUGCGAACGCGACCGGAUACCGUUUCUCAUCCUGAAAAGACAACAUAACGCGCGAGUCGCUAGAAUCGUAGCCUGUCCCCUGCUUGCUCUCCUCGAGAGAGGUAGAUUUACCAUGGCACCACGCUCCUCACGCACGAGUGGCGCCGACACCGACACAUCGAUGGCAGACAUGUCGGAGCCUAUUACACAGUUGCCUGUUGAUCCAAUGGAGGUCGACGAAACGCCAGAUUAUACAGAAGAUUCAGACACGAAUCCCAAUACGACUGCCAGCAGCGUGGUGGGAGAACCGGUAGAUGGUAGAAAAAAAAGAUCACAGGCAACUCUCCUCCGACGAAGUGUCUUUGGAAAGAAGCACGAUGUUCUUGGCGAAAGCAAGGAAGAUGAUUCGAUUCGGCGAUUUCGAUACCUCCUUGGUUUGACCGACCUCUUCAGACAUUUCAUUGAAACCAACCCAAACCCACGAAUCAAAGAGAUCAUGGUCGAGAUUGAUCGCCAGAAUGCAGAGGCAGAAAAGGCUGUCAAAAAGGGUCGAGAUAGGCAAGGUGGCGCAGCUGUUGUAGGACGACGGAGAACUGAAGCCGAGGAAGAUGCCGAGUUGUUGAAAGAUGAGAAAGCUGGAGGUUCGGCAGAAACCGUCUUUCGAGAAUCACCAGGCUUCAUUAAGGGCGGAGAGAUGCGAGAUUAUCAGGUCGCUGGGCUGAACUGGCUAAUAUCCCUCCACGAGAACGGUAUCUCUGGCAUUCUGGCCGACGAAAUGGGUCUAGGAAAGACCUUGCAAACCAUAUCCUUUCUUGGAUACUUGAGACACAUUAUGGAUAUCACCGGCCCUCAUUUGGUCGUAGUCCCGAAGUCCACACUCGACAACUGGAAGAGAGAAUUCGCCAAGUGGACUCCGGAAGUCAAUGUACUUGUUCUUCAGGGAGCAAAGGAUGAACGCCAUACCCUGAUCAACGAUCGCCUGAUCGAUGAGAAAUUCGACGUCUGUAUCACCAGUUACGAAAUGAUUCUUCGUGAGAAGUCUCAUUUGAAGAAAUUCGCAUGGGAAUACAUUAUUAUUGACGAGGCCCACCGCAUCAAGAACGAAGAAUCCUCCCUCGCCCAAGUCAUCCGAGUAUUCAAUUCUCGAAACCGACUUCUUAUUACUGGUACACCACUACAGAACAACUUGCACGAGCUUUGGGCGCUGCUCAACUUCCUACUUCCCGAUGUCUUUGGUGAUGCCGAGGCGUUUGACCAGUGGUUCUCCGGUCAGGGAGAAGAUCAGGAUACAGUUGUUCAGCAGCUCCAUCGUGUCCUGCGACCUUUCUUGCUCCGGCGUGUUAAGAGUGAUGUGGAGAAGAGCUUGUUACCCAAAAAGGAAAUCAACCUGUACAUUGGAAUGUCCGACAUGCAGGUCAAGUGGUACAAAAAGAUUCUUGAGAAAGAUAUCGACGCAGUUAACGGAGCGGGUGGGAAACGCGAAUCCAAAACUCGCCUGCUCAAUAUCGUCAUGCAACUUCGAAAGUGUUGCAACCACCCUUAUCUUUUCGAAGGUGCGGAACCUGGACCCCCUUAUACCACUGAAGAACAUAUCAUCACCAACGCUGGCAAGAUGGUCAUGCUCGAUAGACUUCUUGUCCGCCUCAGGAAGCAAGGUAGCCGAGUUUUGAUAUUCUCUCAAAUGAGCAGAUUGCUUGAUAUCCUUGAGGAUUACUGCGUUUUCAGAGAGUUUAAAUAUUGCCGAAUCGAUGGCGGUACUGCACACGAGGACCGUAUUUCAGCAAUCGACGAGUACAACAAGCCCGACUCGGAAAAAUUUGUCUUUCUUUUGACAACUCGAGCUGGUGGACUGGGUAUCAACCUGACGAGCGCUGAUAUUGUAGUCCUUUACGACAGUGAUUGGAACCCACAGGCGGAUCUGCAAGCCAUGGAUCGAGCUCAUAGAAUUGGUCAAACAAAACAGGUUGUAGUGUACAGGUUCGUGACGGAGAACGCUAUCGAGGAGAAAGUCUUAGAGCGUGCUGCACAAAAGCUGCGACUUGAUCAACUUGUCAUUCAACAGGGUCGUGCCCAGGCUGCUGCAAAGGCUGCUGCAAACAAAGACGAAUUGCUCAGCAUGAUACAACAUGGUGCCGAGAAGGUCUUCUCGUCCAAGGGACCUACGGGCAAUCUUGCGGAGAAGGGAAGUGAACUCAACGACGAUGAUAUUGACGAAAUUUUGAAGCAUGGCGAAAAACGGACAGCAGAAUUGAAUGCCCGAUAUGAGAAACUUGGAAUUGACGACUUGCAAAAGUUCACAUCAGAGUCAGCAUAUGAGUGGAAUGGCCAAGAUUUUACGAACAAGAAGAAGGAAAUCGGUAUCCAUUGGAUCAAUCCCGCCAAGCGGGAGAGAAAGGAACAGUCGUAUUCGAUGGAUAAGUAUUACAAACAAGCCCUGUCUACUGGGGGCCGUGUUGCAGAUGCAAAGCCGAAAGCCCCUCGUGCUCCCAAACAAGUCACGGUCCACGACUACCAGUUCUUUCCUGGGACCCUCCGAGAUCUGCAAGACCGCGAGACUGCUUAUCAUCGAAAGGAAAUUGGAUACAAGGUUCUUCUUCCUGAUGGUCCUGACGACCAGCUCUCCGAUCGAGAGGCGGAGCGUGCUUUAGACCAAGAAGAGAUUGACAAUGCGACCCCAUUGACGGAAGAAGAACAAGAGGAGAAGCAGCGUUUGUCGCAGCAGGGUUUUGCUGACUGGAACCGUCGAGACUUCCAGCAAUUUGUUAACGGUUCUGCAAAGUAUGGUCGCAAAGAUUAUGAUUCCAUCGCGGAUGAAGUCGAUAGCAAGACUGCAGAGGAAAUCAAGGCAUACGCAAAGGUCUUUUGGCAACGGUACACCGAAAUUGCUGACUACAGCAAGUACAUCGGCUUGAUCGAGGCUGGCGAGGAAAAGACUCGCAAGAUGGAACACCAACGUAAGAUGUUGCGCAAGAAGAUGCAGCAAUACCGUGUGCCACUUCAACAGCUCAAAAUCAACUACUCUGUGUCAACUACAAACAAAAAGGUAUAUACCGAGGAGGAGGAUAGAUUCUUGCUGGUAUUACUUGACAAGUACGGUGUUGAUAGCGAAGGACUUUUCGAACGAAUCCGCGAUGAUAUCCGCGACAGCCCGCUGUUCAGAUUCGAUUGGUUCUUCCUGAGUCGCACUCCAGUGGAAAUCAGUCGGAGGUGCACUACCCUUCUCACUACAGUAGCUCGCGAGUUUGAAGAUGCGUCUGCGCCCAAAGCCAACGGAACUGCCAAUGGCAAAGGAAAGCGAGAAGCAGAGGAUGACGAGAACGAUGAAGAUAGCGUGCUUGGCAUGGCACCUGCGAAGAAGAAGUCGAGGAAUGGUUUCAAGAACAAGGCCCUUGACAGCAUUAGAGCUGGUGCGGGAAGCAAGGCAACUUCAGCUGCGCCAUCUUCAAGAGCAUCCAGUGUGUUGUCUACUGUCUCAAACGCUGCACCUGCAACGAAGGGUAAAGGCAGGGGUAAGAAGAAGUGAUUGCCAAUGUCGGAAUCAUUAAUGCUUUCUUAGAACUUGUACUGGGAAGUAAAGAAACUGGUGCUUUGCUAAAUGGCGCGUGGAAGGUCGGAGUGCGAGGACUUGUUGCUCUUCUCAUGCUGAGAUCAACAACUCCAUUGUGUAUUUCUAGCUGUGCUUGCAGAGACAAAGAAAAAUUUAUGUAGAUUCUUGGCCUCUAUCCUUUCUCACUUGCCAGGCUUGACCACUGUAUCAUAAUGACUUUCUUAAGCGUGAAGGGAUACCCCUUCAAGCGGUGGAACGCCUUUUAGCGUGGUUUUAGCGCGGUUUUCCUAAAAGACCUUUUACAAUUUGCUAUAUAACUUAUCACCCUCUGCUUUAAAAGAAAAGCUUAUAUAGUAAUAGUUAUUAGUUCAACGUUAAACUAUUAGUAUAUAUAUUUUAUUU